AUGGAGGAAUCCCCAGCUGCUGAUGACAAUAUCGGCUCCAGCAAGAGAAAAAGAUCUCCUGGCAAUUUGGUGGAUAUCCCCAUACCUAUCUCCUUACCCAAAAAAUUGGACAUUGCCAACCAGCUCGUCCUGAGCCACGAGCAUCCCCUACCUAAGAGGCCCCGACUACCCUCCAAGUCCCCUUCAUUGGCAGGACGUCAGCGAGGCAUCAAUGAUCUUCCGGACAGUGUGCUUCAGCAUGUCUUCUUGAGUGUUGAUCCCCGUUCCCUGGCUCACUUGGUCAGAGUCAACCAGCGCUUUCGCACCUUACUUGACUCCAGGUCUUAUCUCCCCGACAUCAGCAAGAAGCAAUCACAUGAUGUCUACGCCACCAGGUCGCAGGACUCAAUCUGGGCGUACUCUAGACGGCAAUAUUUUCCUUCCAUGCCCAAACCUAUGCAAUCCUUGUCAGAGUAUGCUCAAUUUGCACUGGUUUUCGGGACCAAAUGUCAAAUCUGUGCUGAACCAUCGUCUGCUAUCGGAACGACAACGUCUAGCUCAUGGAUAGUCGGUCCUGAAUCAGGUGAUAUUCGUGCCGUAUGGCCAUUCAGGUUACGUGCAUGCAAAGACUGUAUAUUAAGAAAACUGCGGAAGGAUGCAGAAGUCUUGCUUUCUGACGCUUCACCACUACUUCCGGGAUUGCCCUUUGCUUUGUUCGACCAGUUUAUGAAUUACAUACCUCACACGCUCGUGCGCGAAUCUGUUCCUUUAGGCCUUACUCCGCAAAAAUACUACCUUAUCUCAGACAUUGAGAGUUUCCAAGAGGAAUUGCGCGAAGCACGGUCACUCGCCCUUGCCGCGGCGGAGGAGUGGCUCAAAGGCCUCUCGGACAAGGGACGCGCUUCCCAGGCCGAUGCUGCUCGUUUCGAAAAUUGGGAGCGUGCUGGAGGACUUGCUGAUGCUAGACGUGUGUUUGCUGGCCUCAAUGACGGCCUUGUGCAUCGGACGUCUUCUUCGACUUUCAACGAUUUGACUGGUAGGCCUAUAUUGUCUCAUGCACCAGGUUUCCGCGGUCAUCCCAUACCCUCUGCUCUACCUCCGUUACCUAUCUAUGCUGCUGCACCUGGAAUGGAUCCCCCUUUUAAAGUCAUGCAACCUCGAUCGGAUUCCAUUUCGAUGACUUCGCAAACAAGUUCGGGAAGUAACAGAGCGUCAAAAACCCAUCACGAACGUGCACGGAUACGAGCACACAAGAGAGCGGAUAUCAUACAGCGCUGCUCUGCCUUGAAUCCUCCUAUCACGAAAGAUAUGCUGGAAAGACUUGAAGCUUUUGACGCUUCUCUCAAAAUAGCUAUGCCAUUGAAUGAAAAUUCUUGGGAAACACUGAAGGAUCGUCUGUUUCAUCAGAGACGCCAAGUCGUGCUAGAAAACGAGGCGAAAAACGCAGUCAGGACCGCAUCUACUCCAGGCAUAUACGAGCCGCCUGUUCGUACUGAUGAGUAUCUGCUUGCCCAUGCAGACACUCCCAGGAGGGAGAGAUUGUGCCAGAUCGCUGAGGAAUUCAUCAAACAAAAAUGGGCACACGGUGGUUGGGUCACCUAUCCACAUGCUCCUCGCUUCGCUGCUGAAGUUCUGGUCCGUACGAGGCAAGCCUAUAUCGACGAGCAAUCUCGUAUCGAGCGAGUGCAGACUGGUAAUGGUUUCAUGAGCCUAACAAUGUCCAGUGAUAAGAGCCUGAAGCUAGAGGAUAUGAAAUGGGUCUUUGAACAAAAUAUCAAACCUCGAACGGAGCAGAUACGUAAGGAGCUGUUCUUAUGUCCGGUUUGCCCAACCACUCCAAGUAUCAAGUACUUUGCUUUCGAAUCCGUUAUCCAACAUUAUGCUUCGAAGCAUACCACCGCUUUCAGCAAUGGUUCGAAGGUGGUCACUUGGCAAGCGCUUUGGCCCGAUUUCCCACCUUUCCACGUUCAUCCAGAAAGGAUACACACGCCCGAACCAAGCGUAACACAUACACCAAACCUAACAUGCCAGCCUUUGUCCGUGGUGUCUGCAGGCUCCUUGCUAACUUCUACUGUGCCUUCCGCGGGCUGGCGCUCACCCGACACGAUGAGCCUGGUCAGCAACACAACAUAUACGUUCUCAGUUUCCGGUCAGCCGUCUAAGGUGCACAACUUAGGGUCUAUGGCUCCAGGUGUGGGUAUGUAUGAACUUCAACGGGACGAACUUUCCUCCGGUCUCCUCCAGGGCUGGACUGCCUUUCCAAGCACGGUUCAUGUUCCAUCUAGCUUACGGCUCUUCGUGGCCAUCGCGCUUGCUGUUUCGACAUUUAGCAAGAAAUACAGCAACUCACCCGCUCUGGAUCUAUUCAGGGAUUGCGUUGACCUCAAACCUGACUUAAAAGUGCUAAAAGAUAUUGAAGGCCUACGAUGCGUAGAGUGUCGCGUACAGAGAAAGUCGGAAGCUCGAGCAAAUUGGGAUCUGAUAGAUCUGAUCAUCCAUUUCAGCAAAGCUCACGAGAACAAUCGUGCUAGUCCUAAGGUGGAUUGGAAGCACGAUAUGAUAGCCCUACCGGAGCCGGCUUUCAUUAAAAUUAUGCAGGUCCGUGGAGACCUGCCUUCAGUUCUACGACCACUGCUCGAAGAGGCCUUUCGGACAUCAACAAUACAAGACGUGCAUACUUCCCAUCCAACCAGCGGCUUCAAUGUCCGACCGGAGAGGACGGAAGAAGAGAACCCCAGCAUGCUUUAUCAAUCUCGUAGCGCAUCUCAUUCUGAUGAUCUUCGCAAUGAUUUCGAGAGAGCACAGCCCCGCUACAUAGCAGAUAGGCCUGGCACUGCAUCAAUGGUGGCUGUCUAUGACGAUAGGAGCACUGCGUUUGACUCGGCCUCAUCCUCCUCGAGAACUGUCGUGGGCGAUAUGCUUUUCCAGAAUAAUUAUCAACAGCCGAGCUCGCAAAUCCAUUCACAGACUCAUUAUAUACCUGGACGUCUACAUUCUGCAUCGUCACACGCUUCCUUCCAAGGAGAGGAUCUAGACAUGCCUACAGCGGAGGCUAUGACCAGGACUAAUACUGUCAGAUCGUAUCGCAGUAGGAGUGAUUGCCGACCAGCUGAUGCGGCUGAAGACUUUCUAAGUGCUCUUGAUGCUCAUGUGGACACGGAAAUGGCAGAAUCUAGUGUUGUGCUCUCUCAAAGUGCUCGAACACCACGACCUGCCUCAAGAUCUAAUGACGUUGUCAAACCUAACGACAUUACCGGUCAACGACAACCAUCCAACCACGUCAUACGUCCCAGAACCACAACCGUGGUACCUGUGCCUGAACGUUUUGUACAGUCCUUUAGCAGGGCUCAUUACCCUGAUCCUGUGCCACUACACGGUCGAGUUGCGACAACGACGUGGCCCCGUGAUGAUGCUAGGACGAUCGCGGAGCCCAUAGCACGGCAGCGUUCGAACGUAAUAGAGUUCGACCAAUACGGAGAUCCUGUCAUCAACUCUGGUAUAGUGUUCCAACAGGUAUCGUCACCGCGAGGUGUUGUCACACGACAAUACAUACCCAUCUAUGACCAGCCAACAACAACUUCGCCUGUUGAUGGUCGUGGCCACACAGCAGAACUACGAUAUCGAAACCAAGAGGAAAUAAGACACAUUGACGACCGCGUACAUCCACGUUACCACUAUCCACCAGUCAACCACAUAGCUCGUCCGGGUCACUAUCUGGAGCGGCUAUAUGACCCAUACACGGGCCGAUACUAUGUAUCGGAACGUCCUCAGGUUCAAACAUAUGCCGAAAUCGAGGACGUGAAUCCGCGAGGUCCCAUAUAUUACGAUGAACACGGCAGGCUCGUCAAUCAUCGUGAUGCCGAAGUAAGACAUUCAGGAGAUGAACCAGCUUACCACAGAUAUACCAUGGACCAUGAUGCUCAGACUCAUUCGGGCAGGUAG
Molecule: messenger RNA, 3921 nt
Organism: Lithohypha guttulata
Lineage: Eukaryota; Fungi; Ascomycota; Eurotiomycetes; Chaetothyriales; Trichomeriaceae
Exons: 2
Coding region: 1-3921 (1306 amino acids)
Molecular function (GO): protein binding
Source: RefSeq, a predicted model, not a curated record